Molecule: messenger RNA, 430 nt
Organism: Trichomonas vaginalis G3
Lineage: Eukaryota; Parabasalia; Trichomonadida; Trichomonadidae
Exons: 1
Source: RefSeq, a predicted model, not a curated record
AUGAAUGAAACUACAGACAAACUUAACUCUUCUCUCAUUCUUCCUUUCAGUAAGGACUAUGAGUUCUGUUCAAAUGGUGUUUAUUUCUAUUGUGGAAAGAUGGGUUCAGGUAAGACAUUUAACCUCAUUCGUCAUAUACUCAUAACAGAACGUUUAGGAAAUGACUCAUAUUAUGACCAAAUCAUUAUAUCAGCAACUUCAGACUCUAUGGACUCAACAGCGAAAACAUUUAUGUCAAAAGUUCAAGCCUCUGUCGUUAAAGUUCCAGACAGUGAACUCAUUGAAUUUCUUCAACGUUACAUUCGACGUAAGAGGAAAUAUUAUGCCAUCGUUGAAUUUAUACAGUCAGGAAUGCAAAAGACUUCAGAAGAGAUGGAAAGAAUUAUUGACAAACACCACUUACGUCAGUACUCAGGAGUUUACGAUAUGA